AUGCAACCCACCACAUCCUCGAGCACUUCGACCUCAGCUACCUCAAGAGUGGACGUCAUCGACCCCAUUGCUCGCGCACGCCUCCUGGUUUAUGACCCCAAGAACCACGAGCUCGUCCGGCACGGCGGUCUCUGCAUGGAUGGUGACGAAGAUGACGUCCAGGACGAAUUCACCGCCGUGGCGAUCGCGAUCCCUCCUCUCCCUUCCUCCGUUCGCCGCCGCAACCUCGUUCUCCCGCAGAAGGUGCUCGACGCGCUAGUCGACCGGGAGGCUGAUCGCGGCACGGUGGUGAGCUGGGGCUCCCGCUAUACCAAGCGUGUGUGGAUGGCCACGGCGGCUGCUGUUCUUCCGCUUUCUGCCCUACCCACUGUCCUCCAGCGCCUGCUGGACGAUGGCGACGAAUUCCUCGUGCUCGAUUCCGUCGACAGAAUCAAGGACACGCGCCACGGUCACCAAAAGGCCAAUGGGAGUAUAUUCGCGGACUUGUGCAACGGCCUCUACAACUCGGAGCAGUUCUCGGUGGACAUUUUUGUUAUUCGACAGAUGAUUGAUUAG
This is a messenger RNA of Apiotrichum porosum, 555 nucleotides long. RefSeq lists its product as uncharacterized. Lineage: Eukaryota; Fungi; Basidiomycota; Tremellomycetes; Trichosporonales; Trichosporonaceae. The transcript has 4 exons. The record is from RefSeq and is a predicted model, not a curated record. Bases 1 to 555 code for a protein of 184 amino acids.